AAAACCCCAAAACAACAGUCUGUGACAUAGCAACAGGUGUCACUAUCCAAUGUUUGUGGCUCUUCUCUGUAUUUCUUUGUGAAUACACUGGAAAUCACACAGAAAUACAGAGAAGAGCCACAAGCGGUUUAGAACCAAGAUUAAACUCUUCCGAAGCACAGGAUCUGCUUGUGAUUCAAAACAUACAAACUUAUCGUGGCAGUAGUGUCAUGGCUUGGGUUUGCAUGGCUUCUUCCAGGAAAGAAUCUUCCUUGAUGAUGUAACUCGUGAAGGUAGCAGUAUAAUGUCUACAGUAACAUUCUAAGAGAGCCUGACGUGCAGGAUUGGUCUGAGAACACAGCAGGAGAUGUGGCAAUCCUUCAUUUCAUUGCACAAUACUGUGGCUAUACUGCAUCACAAAGAUCUACAACAUAAUUCUAAUUGAAAUUUAGUGUACCCAUCAUUCUGAUUAAUGGUUAGUUUCAUAAUUACUGUAACGCUUCAUCAAAUUUCUUUAAAGAAAAUCUGUGAUAGAUGAACGGUGGUAUAAAUUUAGCUUCCUUUAUUACUAUGGACAUGUUUAGUUGAGAAUAAGCACAUGCUUUAUUGACUGGUCUGCAUAUACAGCAGUGGAUUAUUAAAUGUGGAUUAGCAAUACUGCAUCACAAAGAUCUAUACUUUGUGGAAAAAUAACGCUGAUUGAUGGGUAUUUUCACAUUCAUUCUACAUCACAUUCUUAAAGCGAACCUGUGGGAACUUGUUUCAUUUGUGGGUUUUUUUGGAAAAUGAAACAUCUAUUCCAGUCAAUAUGGGGGAAUUUGCUCGUUUUACCACUGAUACUUCAGUAAUGACUACUCUGAGCUUACAGUAUGCACUUUUAAACUGCACUUACUAGUUCAACCACUCCCUGUUUUGUUCUGAUGUCAGCUAGAAGAGACACCGAUUUUAAUAUUGGCAUGCAGAAAUUAAACAUUUGAUAAUGCAAGCAUGGAACAUGAAUUGAGAGUGCUACUACUGUCAUUGUCUUGCUACACCGUGGCGCUGGUGAACGUGAACAUAUGUGCUUUGGUCUUGAAGAACGCUCCAAGAAAUGGUCUGACUGGAUAUGUUCAGUUGUGAGUGUUCUGUAAGUCUACGCAGUCUACGCAGAGGUUAGCGUAAGCAUAGAUGCUUAUACAUAGACUGCUGAUUAAACCACUGAGGUGCAUGCACGUGUAGGGGGUAUAGGUUUGAGGGAGGAGACAGAUGGAGGUGUGUUGGUAGUUCGAGAGAGAAUGUGGCAGUUUAAAAGAUAGGGUUGGGACAAAGUCUACAAACACUGGGCAUAUUACUGCUUCAUUAAGCUUAGAAAGCUUCUUGUUAUAGAGUUUGUGUUUAAUUCUUGAUAUACCACUUCCAAAAAUCAACUUCCAGUACAAUUCUGAUACUUGGCUUCUUAGAAAAAGGAGUAGUUUUUUUUUUAAUUGAAUGCAGCAAUGAAAAAAAAGAGAAAGAAGUGGCUGGGCUGUGUUAAUGGUGUACUAUAAAAGUGUAAUGAGGAAGUAUCAAACAAGAAGGAAUGAGUGUGGACUGGGGCUGAAGGACCUCUGAAUUUCACUGGACAGUGAGUGAUUCUUCUGUUUGACUAAAUUGCUUUUUUCUGCCUUAGGUAUUUGGUCAAGAAAGUGAAACAAGAUCAGCACAGAACGUGAGAAGCCAUGGACGCUGAAAAAGUGACUGAGGUGGAGAUGAAAGAGCUCACUCCAGAAGUUCAAGAUGAUAAGGAUGUAGAGAAAGGGAAAGUGGAAGAAACAAAAGAAGCUGAGAAAGGAGCAGAAAACAAAGAAGAAGAAAAAAAAGAAUCCACUGUGUGCAAACCGAAGAGUUCAUCUGAAAAUAUUUCAGUGCCUUCAUCUUCUAAAAGCAAUGAAGAAGCUGAGAAAAAGGCAGAUGAAGACGGAGAAAAAAAGGAAAAUGAAGUAAAAGAUCUAUACUGCAAACUGAAGAAUCCAUCGGAAGAUGUUUAUAAUAUUACAGUGCAAUCAUCUUCUAAAAGCAAUGAAGAAGCUGAGAAAAAGGCAGAUGAAGACGGAGAAAAAAAGGAAAAUGAAGUAAAAGAAGAUCUAUACUGCAAACUGAAGAAUCCAUCGGAAGAUGUUUAUAAUAUUACAGUGCAAUCAUCUUCUAAAAGCAAUGAAGAAGCUAAGAAAAAGGCAGAAAAAGAAGGAGAAAAAAAAGAAGAAGGUAAUGUGUACUGCAAACUGAAGAGUCCAUCAGAAGAUAUCUAUAAUCUUUCAAAGCCUUCUUCAUCUUCCAAACGCGAUCGAGCUGGUAAAGUGGGAAAAGAAGAAGAAAAUGAAGACGUAGAAGAUGUGUACAGCAAGCUGAAUGAUCCAUCAGAAAAUGUUUAUAUGACUGCAAUGUCCAGUUCCACUGCAAAACACAAUAAAGAAAUUUACAGGAGUGUUCGUCUGUACAAGAUGAUUUCCGCUGUUUUCAUCGUUCUCUCUUUGCUCUUGCUGGCUGUGGUUCUUGCUCUGGCUAUGAAGUUAAAUGUGAAGAGUCCAGAGAGCGCUGAAUCAAGGUUUAUCUGUGAACAAUGUCAGACCAAGUGCCCCCCACCAAAGAUCAUCCCAGCAGGGUGUCAGUGCUGUGAGUGUGAGGAAGAUUGGGAGAAGUUUGAGAACUCCUGCUACUUCUUUUCUGAGACACGUCUAAACUGGCAGGAGAGCAGGGAGGAGUGUCAGAAACAGGGCGGAGACCUGGUUGUUAUUAACAAUAACGAAGUGCAGGAGUUUCUAAAUGAGUAUGGGAACGUGAGGUACUGGAUUGGGUUACAUUAUUCAGAAGAGCAGCGAUGGAUGUGGAUUAACAAUACUGCAUCAACCCAGAGCUACUGGUCCCAUGGCCCACCAAAUCCAGGCUCUCAAAGCUCCUGUGCACUGCUAAAUGGAGGGGGAUCAGACCUGAACAACUGGAGUUCAGACAAAUGUACUGUGUAUUCACAGUACAUCUGCCAGAGAUGUUAAAAAUGGAGAAUGUAAACCAUAACCAUCACAUAUAUCUGCUACAUUUGCCUUUGAUAUCAUCACUUUACUGUUAUACUUACCCUUUACAAAUGCAGUUCAUAAAUAAUAACAAAUCAGUACAUGCAAUAAUCCUGUUCUGUGAUGCACAGUCAAGUAGACAUGCUAUGUAUUUCUUAUUAUGAGAGAAAAUGCUAAGUGUGUUCAUUGAAUGUAACUCUGUGUUUAUAUUACUUGUAAAUUGUAAUGCUAUUAAUUGCACUGAUACAAAAUCAUUUUGCACUGAUUUCUAAAAAACAUUUUAUUGAGUUUGCAGAAUGUAAUAUAAAAUUAUAUAUAUAUACCUAUGUAGCUGCCUUUAAAACAAGUUCUGAGGUGUCUUUACAGCGAAUUAAUAUAAAUAAAAUGUUUUUUUCACCAUAAAGUAAUAUUCACUCAGAAAAAUAAUGAAAUUAUGAAGUUGUACAGAAUCACUAUACUUUCAUUUCUCAAACAGGUUUCUUCUCUUGAGCAUCCAAAUGCUCAUUGUACUCUAUCCUAAAGGCUGCCAUACAAUCUGUCUGCAAUUUUUGCUAUGCCUUUGCCACCAGGUAGUGGAUAGGGUCAAAUAUCUGCAACAUUUUUUUUUAAAUAUCCCGUCUGAAUUUUAUUUUAUGUAUUUGAAGCAUGUAUAUUAUUAUUAAGUGCGACAUAGAUGUUGGUGGUAAAGCAAUCCCAGGUUGACGGUGUUGGUGUUGAGUCAUAAUUUUUUUCAAAAAUGUCAUGGAUGCCCAAUUGCUAGAUUAAUUUACAGUGCUUCUGUUUAUUACAAUUUAUUUCUUUGUGUGUAAAAUUUUUGGGUCUAAGGAGGCAGUCACAUUUAACCAUAUGAACAUAUGCUCCUAUACAACAAAAGCAACUUAACUGUCCAUUAAAUGAUCCUUUAAAAAAACCAUUUAACAGUCAAUAAAGUCCUAAAACAAGUCUA
Messenger RNA from Hemibagrus wyckioides, 3951 nucleotides. RefSeq names its product NKG2-A/NKG2-B type II integral membrane protein-like. The record is from RefSeq and is a predicted model, not a curated record. Bases 1677 to 2987 code for a protein of 436 amino acids. The transcript has 12 exons. NCBI's taxonomy places the organism in Eukaryota, Metazoa, Chordata, Actinopteri, Siluriformes, Bagridae.